Prunus armeniaca (apricot) is the source of this 660-nucleotide messenger RNA. The record is from the annotation of a GenBank genome assembly. Lineage: Eukaryota; Viridiplantae; Streptophyta; Magnoliopsida; Rosales; Rosaceae.
AUGGGAAAUGAAUACAAUCGCUUCCACCACCACCACCAUCAUCAUCAUCAACAUCGCAAUCUGCAAAUGCAUCACAGAAGCACAUUCUUACCCAUGUUGUGUUCAAGGCCAUCCAUCAAAGAUGUAAGCCUCCCCAACUGCUCUGCUUCCUUCAAAAAAGACCCUUUGUCCCCAAGAAUCAGCUGCAUGGGCCAAGUCAAGAGAGGCAACAAAGUUAAUGGCUUUCCAACCUCUCACAGGCUCACCAUCACCAAUUCCAGGCAUAACAGCAGCCCCAACAACCACCACAACAACAAUUUCAAGUAUUCAAAGCUCAAAAAACUCUUCUCUAGCAAAAGCCUCACUCCUACCACUACAACAACUAUCACCACAACCACCAAUACCAACACCAGAUGUAGAAGCCAACAAGUGGUUGUGAAUGCUUCAAGUGGGCCCAGGAUCAAUGGUCAAGAUCAUCAUCAUCUUUGUGUUCCAGAUAUUAACAUAGUGGAUUUGGAUCCUCCUCUGCCUGUGAUCAAGAGGGUGCACAAGAAGCCUGAGGCCCAAGAAGAAGAGGUGGGCAGCCUUUGGAAGAGGAGAUCUGGUGGGGCUGCAUUGGAAGGUUUGCAGCUUAAACUAACCCACCAUCCAAGACAUCAAAAUCAACCCACUACUGUCUGA